AUGGGCUCCCCCUUCGACAUCAAUGGCGGUGCCUGUGUCGCCAUGGUGGGCAAGGACUGCGUCGCCAUCGCCUGCGACCUCCGAUUGGGCAUGCAAGCCCUGACCAUCUCCAACAAUUUCCCCAAGAUCUUCAACUACGCUCCCUCCACCUAUCUCGGCUUGACAGGCCUUGCAACCGAUGUCAACACCGUCUCGGACCUCUUCCGCUACAAGGUUAACAUGUACCGCCUGCGCGAGGAGCGCCAUAUCUCCCCCAGACCCUGGCCAACCUGUCCCGUCCUGGCAGGUAUCAACCAAACAACUGGAAAGCCCUUCAUUUGCGGGUUUGACAGUAUCGGUUGUAUCGAUUUCGCCAAGGACUUCAUUGUCAGCGGAACGGCGAGCGACCAGCUCUUCGGUACCUGCGAGGGUCUGUGGGAGCCCGAUCUUGGCCCCGAGGACCUCUUCGAGACCAUCUCCCAAGCACUACUGAGUGCCGUCGACCGAGACGCCCUCUCCGGUUGGGGCGCCCAGGUGUAUAUCAUAGAGAAGGACAAGGUUACCCAGCGACUACUGAAGGGACGUCAAGAUUAA
This is a messenger RNA of Penicillium cataractarum, 573 nucleotides long. RefSeq names its product proteasome core particle subunit beta 3 (gene pup3). Lineage: Eukaryota; Fungi; Ascomycota; Eurotiomycetes; Eurotiales; Aspergillaceae. The coding region runs from base 1 to 573 and encodes 190 amino acids. The transcript is spliced from 5 exons. The record is from RefSeq and is a predicted model, not a curated record. Gene Ontology annotation, biological process: proteasome-mediated ubiquitin-dependent protein catabolic process. Gene Ontology annotation, cellular component: proteasome core complex; proteasome core complex, beta-subunit complex.